Molecule: messenger RNA, 1814 nt
Organism: Pseudoliparis swirei
Lineage: Eukaryota; Metazoa; Chordata; Actinopteri; Perciformes; Liparidae
Gene: uqcrc1
Product: cytochrome b-c1 complex subunit 1, mitochondrial
Exons: 13
Coding region: 49-1485 (478 amino acids)
Cellular component (GO): mitochondrion
Molecular function (GO): metal ion binding
Source: RefSeq, a predicted model, not a curated record
AGCCGAAGACUUCCCCCCUGUCCUACCUUCCGUAACCGUGCGAAAGAAAUGGCGGCGUCCGUGUGCCGAGUCGGGAGCACUGUGGGCCGAGCCCUCGCCAAGACCCGCAGUCCCAUCCUGCUGUCUCUGAGGCGUAGCCAUGCCGCUGUCAGCUAUGCGCAGAGCCUGGCGGGAGCCCCUGAAACUCACCUCACGACCCUAGACAACGGUUUGAGGGUUGCGUCUGAGGACACCGGACAUGCCACGUGCACUGUUGGGCUGUGGAUCAAUGUUGGUAGUCGGUAUGAGAGUGAGAAGAACAAUGGAGCAGGCUUCUUCCUGGAGCACUUGGCUUUCAAGGGAACCAAGAAUUACACCCAGACUGCCCUGGAGCAGCAGGUUGAGUCUAUGGGUGCUCACCUGAACGCUUAUACCUCUCGGGAGCACACUGCAUACUACAUGAAGACGCUCGCCAAAGACCUGCCCAAAGCCGUGGAGCUGCUGUCGGAGGUGGUGCAGAGCUGCUCGCUGAGCGAGGCGGAGAUCGAGCAGCAGCGGGGCGUGGUGCUGCGCGAGCUCGAGGAAAUCGAGGGCAACUUGCAGGAGGUUUGCCUCGACCUGCUGCACGCCACCGCCUUCCAGGGCACUCCUCUGGGGCAGAGUGUGCUGGGACCCUCCAACAAUGCCAGGACUCUGAGCCGCCAGGACCUGGUGGAUUACAUCAACAGCCACUACAAAGCCCCUCGCAUGGUGCUGUCUGCUGCUGGAGGUGUGGACCACGAGGAGCUGGUCGGUUUGGCCAAAGCUCACUUCAGCGACAUGUCCUUUGAGUACGAGGGAGACGCCGUGCCCUUGUUGUCACCAUGCCGAUUCACCGGCAGCGAAAUCCGUAUGCGCGACGACGCUUUGCCUCUGGCCCACAUUGCCAUCGCUGUGGAGGGGGCCGGCGCCUCCAGCCCGGACAUCGUGCCGCUCAUGGUGGCCAACACCAUCAUCGGCAGCUACGACCUCACCUUCGGUGGCGGAAAGAACUUGAGCAGCCGCCUGGCUCACCUGGUGGCGGAGGAGAACCUGUGCCACAGCUUCCAGGCCUUCCACUCCUCCUACUGCGACACCGGCCUGCUGGGCAUCUACUUUGUGGUCGACAAGCACAACAUCGACGACAUGAUGCACCUGUGCCAGAACGCCUGGAUGAACCUGUGCACCUCGGUGACGGAGAGCGAUGUCGCCAGAGGCAAGAAGGCCCUGAAGGCCAGCCUGGUCGGACAGCUCAACGGAACGACCCCGAUUUGCGACGACAUCGGCAGACACACCCUGAACUACGGGCGCCGUAUUCCUCUGGCCGAGUGGGACGCUCGGAUCGACGCCGUGACCCCCAAGGUGGUGCGGGACGUCUGCACCAAAUACCUCUACGACAAGUGUCCCGCUGUGGUCGGCGUCGGUCCCGUGGAGCAGCUGCCCGACUACAACAGAAUGCGCAGCGGCAUGUACUGGCUGAGGUUUUAAGAAGCGUACUUGCGUUGCUCCGCGUGUCCCACGUUUGCUCCUCGUCUUCCUCCUCCACCCGUACUCCGUUCUGCACAUUUAAAUGUAGUAUUAAAUUUGACAUCGGUGACCUCUCGAGUCGCACCGUGCAGGUCUUCAUUAGCCGGUGCUGACUUGCAGAGAGAGAGGGCAGACUUUCAGAGGAUAUAAUCAUCUACUGGACACUCAGAAUACAACACGUCCGGAGCAAGAGUAUAUUUAUAAUUUCUGUAACGUUUGUUUCUGUCCUUUAUUGUACAUAACAGAAGCUCUCAUUCUGAGAAAAAUAAAAAAAAUAUUAUAAAAGAUUG